AUGAAUCAUCUUUUUAAAAAUAAAAGAAAUUUUAAUAAUAUAAUUAAACAAUUACACUUGAAACAACAACCAUCACCAUCAUCAGUAUUAUUGUUUACGCAACAAAAGAGACAAGUAACUCACCACGCACCAGAAUGGAAUGAACCUUCCGUAAAAGAAGAAUGGGAAAAUGUUUGGGUUUAUGGUAUGGGAGGAUGUUUCUUUGUUCAAACUUGGGCUACGAAAGAAGCCGAAAAGAGAUUAAAAGAUCGUGGUAUCUCUUUGGAUUAUCCCAAAACCGAAAGGAAAUGGUAA
Molecule: messenger RNA, 294 nt
Organism: Diversispora eburnea
Lineage: Eukaryota; Fungi; Glomeromycota; Glomeromycetes; Diversisporales; Diversisporaceae
Source: the annotation of a GenBank genome assembly